Opisthocomus hoazin is the source of this 2106-nucleotide messenger RNA. Lineage: Eukaryota; Metazoa; Chordata; Aves; Opisthocomiformes; Opisthocomidae. The record is from RefSeq and is a predicted model, not a curated record.
AUGGAGCCCGCAGCUCACAGCCACCAGGAAGCACCUACCCCUUCCAGCAUGGAGAAAGCGGAAGACCUUGCCUUCGAGUUAAAUGUUGCUGUGAGGGACAUUAAUACAAAAGCUGUGCUGGAGCUCCUGGAGAAAGGGGCAGAUGUGAACUCCAAAGCAGAAAGUGGCUGGACACCACUGCAGAGCGCCGUCCAAGCUAACAGUGAGGACCUGGUCCGGCUUCUACUGGACAAGGGGGCUUGUCCGCAUGCCCGGAAGGACAACGGUGGCACUGCAUUUACUGAGGCAGGGAUCGCGGGAAACGUGAAUAUACUGACACUCCUCCUUGAUUACGGGUUAAGUGUUAACUACCAUGACGAUAACGGCUUCACAGCUUUCAUGGAGGCUGCAUGUUAUGGGAGGGAGGAAGCCUUGAAAUUCCUGUAUAGCAAAGGAGCAGAUGUGAAUUUGAGGAGGGCAGUCAGCGAGGAGAAUGUGAAACUGCAUAAAGGAGGUGCGACAGCACUGAUGGAUGCUUGUAGCAAGGGUUACUUCUCGGUUGUAAAAACUCUUGUCCAAGAGAUGGGGGCUGACGUGAACAUUUGUGACAACAAAGGCAGGAAUGCCUUGAUCCAUGCCCUCAAGGAGGGUUGUGCCAAGGACAGGUACGAGUCAGCAGUUGCCAUAGGCCGUUUCCUGCUGGACCACGGUGGCGACGUGAACAGCAAGGAUGAAUGUGGGAAAACUGCCCUCAUUCUAGCUGUUGAAAUGCAGAGCCCAGAUUUGGUGACAGCUUUGUUGGAGAAGGGUGAAAUAGAUAUUGAUGAUGCAGAUGAGGAAGGCAACACAGCACUGAUGGUGGCUGUAGAGAAAAAUGAUUGCAAUAUAGCAGAGUUGUUGUGUAAAAAAGGAGCAAGGACUGAUGUUGGGAACCUUAUCGCUGUUGCAAACAGGAACCGUGCUCAUAACAUGGCACGUCUUCUUCGCCAGUAUAAUGCCACCUUCAUUCCAGAAACCCUCAAAAACUGGGAACCAAACAGCAAACGCUGGAGGGACCAGCUGAAAAGUCUUUAUCAAAUAUAUCGCCCUAUGAUUGGCAAACUGAAGGUAUUUCAGUACAUCCAGCAGAGAAUUCGGUACACUUCCCAGGGUGGCAUCUACCUGGGGCUCUACGGUGGGACUGAGGUAGCAGUAAGAAUAAGCCGCAGUACGGAGGGUGACAAAGAGAAAAGGUUCUUUGAACAAUGUGGUAACUGUGAACAUCUACUGAAGCUCUUCCAGUUUGAGAAGGCAAGAGGUUACACAUACUUGUGCUUCGCCCUCUGGGAGAAAAACCUUGAAGAACAUCUGCAGGAACCAGAAGAUCAAAUGGAUUGCAAAGAUGCUCUGAGGAUGAUCUUCAAGGCAGUGAGAGAGCUGCACUCCCUCGGAUUUUCUCACCGGGAUCUGAAUCCCAGCAACUUUUUAAUAGAUUCAGGUGGCAAAAUUUACUUGGUGGACUUUGAUAAUAAAAGAGAGUUGAUUGAAGGCAAAAAAGAACUUGUGAGCUCAGAUUUAGAGGCCCUCAGCAGGCUCGUGCUGUACGUUUUAACAGGGGGUAGCAAACCCCUUCAGCAAGUCAGUACCGAGGAUCUGGCUGCCAAUUCACCAGAUUACUCGGAGGCUCUGGACCUUGUAAGCAGCCUGGUCUCUCAUGAUGAACGAGGCUUGGAGGGUUUGAGCAAACAUCCCUAUUUCUGGAGCAAACAGACCAGGUUCAAGUUCCUGAAGAGUAUAUGGAAUAAAAUCAAAGAUCUCCAAAACCGAAAAGCUGUCUUUCAAGCUCCUAAUGCUACUGAAAGUUUUCCUUACCCGUCAUGGACCAAGCAGAUUGACAAAGACGUUCUGAAUAUCAUGCAAAAGCCUCAGAACAGACCACCAUUCAAAUAUAGCGACGAUGUCGUCAACCUUUUGAGGCUCAUCAGAAACCUGGAUGAACAUCCAGAUAGCAGGAUCAGCAACAGAAUAGGAGACCAUGCUGAGUAUUUCUUGAAGCUUUUUCCAGCACUUACCAUUUAUGUCUACAACAGUGUACGUCAGAAUCCCAAAUACAGUCACUUUGCAGACGUUCAGGACCCCUCUCUGUAG